This is a messenger RNA of Hibiscus syriacus, 1020 nucleotides long. Its product is annotated as RING-H2 finger protein ATL11-like. The transcript has a single exon. The coding region runs from base 1 to 1020 and encodes 339 amino acids. NCBI's taxonomy places the organism in Eukaryota, Viridiplantae, Streptophyta, Magnoliopsida, Malvales, Malvaceae. The record is from RefSeq and is a predicted model, not a curated record.
AUGAAUAAAACAGAUCGGAGCCAUCAAUUUCUUCGAGUUUUGAGGCAGAACUAUGGACUCCAAUGGCGAUGCACGGGAAAGGCGACUUCACUCCUUUUGUUUCUCUAUUUCGUGCUCCCGUUGUCAACCGCGCAAACCCAAACGAUCCCAGUUCUGCCGCCUCCGGCGCAGUCCAAUCUUAACGGUCCUGUUGCAUCAAGAUUCAAUUCAAAAUUGGCGAUGUUAAUGUUGGUUUUAUGGAUUGCGUGUUUCUUCAUGGGAUAUUAUAGCGUUGACUUAAGGGAGUGGGCGGAAAGGAGAAUUCGACGCCGAAACUUGGAUUCCUAUACGAAUUUGAGGACCCAGUCUAGGAGGUUGACACAUGGAGUAGAUUCGUCAGUAAUUAAAUCUUUCCCGACGUUUCUUUACUCGACGGUUAAAGGACUCGUGAUCGGAAAGGCCGCCCUCGAGUGCGCUAUUUGCUUGAACGAGUUCGAAGACGACGAAACGCUGCGUUUGAUCCCUAAAUGUAGCCACGUGUUCCAUCCCGAUUGCAUCGACGCUUGGCUUUCUUCUCAUUUCACGUGUCCCGUUUGCCGUGCCAAUUUGGCGGUGAAGCCCGGCGAGACCAUUAACCCCGUCGCGGUUCAAGUAAACGAUCCGAUAUCGAAUCCUGAAAACCGAUCUAACGACAAUAAUAUCGGUGACGAAACCAGCGUCAUUGAGAUUAUCAAUCAAGAAACAGACAUAGAAUCACAGGAAGAGAGUUUGAUAAAUCCAAACUCGACAAUGACUCAAAACAAGCCAUGGAAGUUGCCCUGGCUGUUCCACCGAUCUCACUCGACAGGUCACUCACCGGUUCAACUCACUGAAAACCAUGAGCGGUUUACGCUUCGGUUACCGGAAGACGCACAAAAUCAAUUUAUGAAUAACUCAAGCUGCGUGGUGUUCGCCGAGGAGAGAAGUUCAAGAAGGGGAUACAGAAGUAGGAGUUUAGGGAGGAAUUACUUUAACUACGAAAGUUCCCAUCAAUGGGUAUAG